Molecule: messenger RNA, 1872 nt
Organism: Physella acuta
Lineage: Eukaryota; Metazoa; Mollusca; Gastropoda; Physidae
Product: lys-63-specific deubiquitinase BRCC36
Biological process (GO): DNA repair; protein K63-linked deubiquitination
Cellular component (GO): BRISC complex; BRCA1-A complex
Molecular function (GO): cysteine-type deubiquitinase activity; protein binding; metallopeptidase activity
Source: RefSeq, a predicted model, not a curated record
AAGUGUUCUUAACAGACAUCGAUAUCCACUUUAAAACACCGUUUACUGAUCGAUUAGUUUGGUUGGUGAAGAUAAUAUCGUUAAAUAAGAAAAAUGAGUUUGAAAAGUGUACACAUGGGAUCCGACAUAUAUCUUGUUUGCCUCACUCAUGCACUUACUACGGAAAGAGAAGAAGUAAUGGGAUUAUUAAUUGGCGAGGUUGAUGAGGAUAGAGUCCUUCAUUUGUUUUCUGUCAUCAUUCUGAGGAGAUCAGACAAGCAGGCAGACAGAGUGGAGAUCUCACCUGAGCAACAGUCUGAUGCAUCUAUAAAAGCUGAGAAACUGGCUAAAGAACUUAACAGACCUUUGCGGGUGGUUGGAUGGUACCACUCACACCCUCACAUCACAGUUUGGCCAUCCCACGUUGAUGUGAGGACUCAGGCAAACUAUCAGCUGAUGGAUGACGGCUUUGUUGGGAUUAUAUUCUCUGUUUUCAGUGAAGACAAGACAACAAAGUGUAACAAGAUUGAGGUCACAUGUUUCCAGUCUAAAGAAAUCAAGUCUGAGUUCCAGAGACUAGAAGUCCCGCUGUUCAUCAGCCCCCGCUACAGCAUCAGUGCACACUGUCUGAAGACCAUGCUGGACCUGCCCCAGAUUUUGCUGCAAGAGGAGGACGAGGCGUAUGAGCAGGUCACCUCCGAGGAACAAGACUUGCUCACCCGCAUUCACAACACCUCAGUGUACACCAAGUCAGUGUGCCACGUUCUAGAGGUUGUCAGCGGCCCACUUCUACACACCCUGGAGAGUCGACUCAAAGCUAACAAAAUUCGAAUCCAACAACUGACACAACUCAAAGAUGAGCUCAAACAAAAAAUUAGAGAAGCUCAGGAAAAGAAAAAUCUCCUCUUGUAGAUGGCACAACAAACAAAAAAUUAGGGAAGCUCAGGAAAAGAAAAAUCUCCUCUUGUAGAUGGGACAACAAACAAAAAAUUAGGGAAGCUCAGGAAAAGAAAAAUCUCCUCUUGUAGAUGGCACAACAAACAAAAAAUUAGAGAAGCUCAGGAAAAGAAAAAUCUUCUCUUGUAGAUGGCACAACAAACAAAAAAUUAGAGAAGCUCAGGAGAAGAAAAAUCUUCUCUUGUAGAUGGAACAACAAACAAAAAAUUAGAGAAGCUCAGGAGAAGAAAAAUCUUCUCUUGUAGAUGGGACAAUUAUGUCAGUUUGAUCUCUCUCUGUGAUGUUUAGUACAAUGAUUGAUGCCAAAGAUGUUAGGUACAAUGAUUGAUGUCAGUGAUGUUUGGUGCAAUGAUUGAUGUCAAUGAUGUUUGGUACAAUGACUGAUGUCAGUGAUGUUUGGUACAAUGAUUGAUGCCAAAGAUGUUUGGUACAAUGAUUGAUGCCAAAGAUGUUUGGUACAAUGAUUGAUGCCAAAGAUGUUUAGUACAAUGAUUGAUGCCAAAGAUGUUAGGUACAAUGAUUGAUGUCAUGUUUGGUGCAAUGAUUUAUGCCAGUGAUGUUAGGUUAAAUGAUUGAUGUCAGUGAUGUUUGGUACAAUAAUUCAUGUCAUGAUGUUUAGUACAAUGAUUAAUGUCUGUGAUGUUUGGUACAAUGAUUGAUGUGAGUGAUGUUUGGUACAAUGAUUAAUGUCAGUGAUGUUUGGUACAAUGAUUGAUGUCAGUGAUGUUUGGUACAAUGAUUAAUGUCUGUGAUGUUUGGUACAAUGAUUGAUGCCAGUGAAGUUUGGUACAAUGAUUGAUGUCAGUGAUGUUUGGUACAAUGAUUGAUGUCAGUGAUGUUUGGUACAAUGAUUGAUGUCAGUGAUGUUUGGUACAAUGAUUAAUGUCUGUGAUGUUUAGUACAAUGAUUGAUGUCAGUGAUGUUUGGUACAAUGAU